AUGGAUAUUGCUGGCUACAUUGAAAUCCGGAGACUGCUGUUGAUAAUCGGUGGGGUGGUUGUUAUUGUAGUUGUAUCUCAGUGUUUUGAGCUUCCCCCUGGUAAAAAGUUUUACUUUUCACCUGCUGAUAUGGGUUCAACUUCAACAUCCACAGUUUUUGCCAAUGUUAGCAGCUCAAACAACUCAAAGCCUAGCAAGUCUAAUGUUGGUGUUGUAGUGGGCCUAGUGGCUAAUGAUACUGAUGUUUCAGAUUUGGCACCAGACGAUGACAGUAAUUCACACAAGGAGCUCAUGUUGGAGAAGAAUUUAACCCUUGAUGAGAAUUUUCCGGUGGGGACGGAUAGAAAUGCAGAUGAUAUUUCUGUUCAGGAAAAGCCUAUCGAUUUUAGAAAUGAUUCCUUACAGAAGACUGAUAAAACAGAUGAAAGUUACAAGGCAGACAAUGGACCUAAAACAAGCUCUGGUUUAACAGUGAGUGAAGGUAGAAAUGAAGCUGGCAUUGUGCCAGUUGUAUGGCAAGGAAUCUCUACAGAGAGUCCGGAAACCUUAAAUGCAGAUUCAAAGGGCAAUGUGAAACAAACUACAGAAACCCAAAUUGAGCAUCAAAAGACUGAGCUAUGGCAACCUGUUCCAGUCACCUUGAAUGGCAAUUCUACAAUGACUAGUAUUUCCAUACUAAAGAAGUGGAAUCCACGACCAACAUCACUAUCCCAGAUGAAUGCAUUAUUGCUUCGAAUUCCUGUUUCUUCUCCUUCAAUGGUACGAAUUUAA
Messenger RNA from Prunus armeniaca (apricot), 771 nucleotides. The record is from the annotation of a GenBank genome assembly. Lineage: Eukaryota; Viridiplantae; Streptophyta; Magnoliopsida; Rosales; Rosaceae.